GGGUGGGGACUCUGGGCCGGACCUGAGUGCAGACAGGAAGCUACCCCGGGGAUCCCAGGGAACCCUGGGACUGUUUGCUGGCACCGUUUCCGAGCUCCGUCCCAGCCAGAUCCCAGGCUUUGAGCUGUCCCCGGGCUGUAAGGGGGGCGGGGACAGACAGUGUAUUCAUUUGCCAGAGGAGGGCGUGCCAUUCCAGAGGACAGUAGCGCAGUGACCACCGUCUAGCUAUGGGGACUGCUCUCGUGUAUCACGAGGACAUGAUGGCCACUCGGUUGCUGUGGGACGACUCGGAGUGCAAGAUCGAGUGUCCUGAGCGCCUGGCAGCAGCUCUGGGCAGCCUCCGGCAGUGUGGCCUGGAGCAGAGGUGUCUGCACGUGACAGCCCGAGAGGCCUCGGAGGCAGAGCUGGGCUUGGUGCACAGCCCAGAAUACGUGGCCCUGGUUCGGGGGACCCAGACUCUGGGGACAGAGGAGCUCCAGGCACUUUCUAGACAGUACGAUGCGGUCUACUUCCACCCGAGCACCUUUCACUGUGGCCGCCUGGCCGUGGGUGCUGUGCUGCAGCUGGUGGAUGCUGUGCUGACUGGAGCCGUGCACAAUGGGCUUGCCCUGGUGAGGCCUCCUGGGCACCACAGCCAGAGGGCAGCUGCCAAUGGAUUUUGUGUGUUUAACAAUGUGGCUAUAGCAGCCGAACAUGCCAAGCGGAAACAUGGGUUGCACAGGAUUCUCAUUGUUGACUGGGAUAUCCAUCAUGGCCAGGGUAUCCAGUAUAUCUUCGAGGAUGACCCCAGUGUCCUUUACUUCUCCUGGCAUCGCUAUGAGCAUGGACAUUUCUGGCCCUUCCUGCCAGAGUCAGACGCAGACACUGUUGGGCAGGGACAGGGCCGUGGCUUCACUGUCAACUUGCCCUGGAAUCAGGUUGGAAUGGGCAACGCUGACUAUCUGGCUGCCUUCCUGCAUGUGCUGCUCCCGCUGGCCUCUGAGUUUGACCCUGAGCUGGUGCUGAUCUCAGCAGGAUUUGACUCAGCCAUUGGGGACCCAGAGGGACAGAUGCAGGCCACACCAGAGUGUUUUGGCCACCUCACACAGCUGCUGCAGGUGCUGGCUGGUGGCCGUAUCUGUGCAGUGCUGGAGGGUGGCUACCACUUGGAGUCCCUGGCACAGUCGGUGUGCAUGACGGUGCGGGCACUGCUGGGUGACCCUGUGCCUGUCCUGUCGGGGCCCAUGGUGCCAUGUCACAGUGCCCUGGAGUCCAUCCAGAAUGUCCGGGCAGCCCAGGCCCCUCACUGGAAGAGCCUCCGACAGCAAGAUGUGGCCCCUGUGCUAAGUACCAGCACCCACUCCACAGAGGGGAAGCCCCUGUCGCCACUGCCUGGAGAUCCUAUCUGUAAGGCAGAGGCAGAGGUGGCCUCGUUGAGCUUCCUCCUGGAUCAGCAGCAUCUCCACCCCACACCCCCUGUUCGAAUGGCUAUUACCCUGACUGCUGCAGACACUACCCUGGCUCUAUCCCCUCAUGUGCUUCGUCAGGAGGGGUCAUCCCCAAAGUGGGAGACAGAAGCCUGGGCCAGGUGGGCAGGACAGGCUGGGGAGAGUGUCAUGAUCACGUGUGUGUCUGUAUCUGUGACUGAUGUGCUGUCACCUGGUGUCUGGUCUGCCCAUCAUAGGCCACAUGAAUCCCUAGCCCAGGAUGAGGCACUUGGGAAGCUCCUAUACCUCUUAAAUGGGAUUCUGGAUGGGCAGGUAAACAGUGGAAUGGCAGCCACUUCAGCACCUGCUGCAGCAGCCAACUUGGAUGUGGCCAUUCAGCGAGUUCUGUCUCUUGGAGCCCAGAGGGUUCUCUGUGUGGUGUUGGGACAUCUGGAUCGGCCACUGGACCUUGCUGAUGAUGGGAGAAUUCUGUGGCUUAACAUCCGGGGCAAGGAAGCAGCCACAGUGUCCAUGUUCCAUGUUUCCAUGCCACUGCCAGAGACGACUGGAGGGUUCCAGAGCUGCAUCUUUGGCUUGGUGCUGCCCAUGGCUUAUGGCUUCCAGCCUGACCUGGUGCUGGUGGCGCUGGGGCCUGACCAUGGCCUCCAGGAGCCCCAGGCUGCUCUCCUGGCUGCAGUGCUCCGGGGGCCAGCGGGGGGCCGAGUCCUGGCCCUCCUUGAGGAGAAAUCUGCACCUGAACUUGCGCAGGUCCUUGUCCGGGCGCUGUAUGGAGAGGCGCCACCCAGCCUGGGCCCUUUCUUGGCGGCGUCUCUGGAGGACCGCCAGGCCUUGAUGAGCCUGCGAGCGCAGCUGCAGUCGCGGUGGGAGAUGCUGCGGGUGGCGGCCUCAGAGUCCACGGAGGGGCGCGGGGACUCCUAGCCUAGCGGUUCUGCGCUUCUUC
Fukomys damarensis (Damara mole-rat) is the source of this 2367-nucleotide messenger RNA. RefSeq names its product histone deacetylase 10 (gene Hdac10). Gene Ontology annotation, molecular function: histone deacetylase activity. The transcript has 18 exons. Gene Ontology annotation, cellular component: histone deacetylase complex. The coding region runs from base 228 to 2345 and encodes 705 amino acids. Gene Ontology annotation, biological process: chromatin organization. Lineage: Eukaryota; Metazoa; Chordata; Mammalia; Rodentia; Bathyergidae. The record is from RefSeq and is a predicted model, not a curated record.